AUGGAGAGCGGCUGGCGAGAACUAUGGCAGCAGGUCGACGGUCUGGGCAUAGAGGGCCUAGAGAACCUGGGUCCUCCCGACGUGGACCGCGUCACCUCCGUGGAGGGCCGCGGCAACGAGCGCCCGGCGGCGGAGCGCUCCCAGAUCUCCCAGCGCUCGCCGUCCUUCGCCAGCGCCGGCUUCGGCGAGGGCCGCACCAGUCAGGUGGUGGAAAAACUGGGACGAGUGGAGGAUCAAAUUGGACAGCUGGGAAAAGUGGUGCGGGUCGACGAGCAGAUCUUGCGACUGGGACGAAUCGAAGAGCAGCUGGGUCGACUGGGGCGAAUGGAAGAGCAGCUGGUGCGGAUGGAAGACAAAGUGGAAGAUGGCUUUCGACGCUCCAAAGAACAGCUGGAUGAACGGUUUCGCAGAUCUAUGGACCAGAUGGAAAAACUCUCCGAACGGCAGUCCUCUCUGGAAAACACCGUGUCGAAGCGCCAAGCAUCCUUGGAAUCCGACGUCUCGAAACGGCAGUCAUCACUGGAAGCAAGUCUGGAAGCCAGCAAGGGUGCCAGCCAGGUGAGUCGGAGUCUCGAGGUUGCCCUUGACCGAGUGGAGGAGAGGAUCUUGCAACGCUAUGCCAACCUGGAAGAAACCGUGUCUCCAAAACGAGCUUUGGAUGAGGUGACUCGUCGCCUUGACUCAGUGAUAGACAACUUGGAGGCAAAACUGGAAUCCCGGAUGUCGCGGAGCGAAGAGCAGGUUUUGCAAUCGAUCUCGCGAAACCGUGGUGAGGAAUUCACGACCUUGCUGCACUGA
Messenger RNA from Cladocopium goreaui, 798 nucleotides. The record is from the annotation of a GenBank genome assembly. NCBI's taxonomy places the organism in Eukaryota, Dinophyceae, Suessiales, Symbiodiniaceae.